This is a messenger RNA of Tarenaya hassleriana, 588 nucleotides long. Its product is annotated as pectinesterase inhibitor 2-like. The record is from RefSeq and is a predicted model, not a curated record. The transcript has a single exon. Lineage: Eukaryota; Viridiplantae; Streptophyta; Magnoliopsida; Brassicales; Cleomaceae. Gene Ontology annotation, molecular function: pectinesterase inhibitor activity. Gene Ontology annotation, biological process: negative regulation of catalytic activity. Bases 13 to 546 code for a protein of 177 amino acids.
UCUAACCUCAAAAUGAAUUUUUCGAUGACUUGUGUUGCAGUUUUUCUGCUUCUUGUUGCCUCUACAUCCGCAAGAUUUACCAUCAAAAUUUCGGAAUCCGAAAUCCAAACCAUCUGCUCAAAGGCAAAGAAUUCCGAGUUUUGCCAAACGUUCUUCAAAUCAAAACCCGAAACCGCACAAGCAGAUCUUUCGGCCAUAGCCAAACUGACUGUCGAUUCCGCACGUAAGAGUGCUUCGGGGACUCAUGCGGAGAUCGAAUCACUUCUCCAACAAGCGUCUGAUCCUAAGUCAAAGGAGGUCUACACCUCAUGCUUGGAGAAUUAUGACAGUGCUACAACGAAUUUAGACGAUGCCUUCAAAGCUUUGGCCGGAGGCGAUCCAGGUACCGUGAACGCCAAAGUCUCGGCCGCAAUGACAGAAGCAGAUACAUGUAAGGGAGAUUUGGUCGGUGUCUCACCCGAUCCAUCCUCGCUUGUGAAGGGAAUCGAAGAGUUGGAGAAUGUGUCGAGCAUCGCUUUGGUCGUUUCCAACAUGUUGCCCAAAUAGGAGUUUUUCUCAUGUUUGUUUGCAUCCAAGCUUUCGUCGUAU